Molecule: messenger RNA, 954 nt
Organism: Vigna angularis (adzuki bean)
Lineage: Eukaryota; Viridiplantae; Streptophyta; Magnoliopsida; Fabales; Fabaceae
Exons: 2
Coding region: 1-954 (317 amino acids)
Molecular function (GO): zinc ion binding; nucleic acid binding
Source: RefSeq, a predicted model, not a curated record
AUGGAGAAGAUCUUCAACGCCAAAAGGUGUCCAGACGAGAACCAGUUGGCGUUCACUGAGUACUUGUUAACUGGAGAAGCAAGCCACUGGUGGGCGAGCACAAGGGCGAUUCUGGCAGACGCACAACGUCCGAUCACUUGGGAAGUGUUCCGUGGCAAGUUUUACGAGGAGUACUUCCCUGACAGCGUCCGUUUUGCGAAGGAAGUGAAGUUUCUACAGCUCGUUCAAGGUGGGAUGUCGGUUUCUGAAUAUACCAAUAAAUUCAAGCACCUUGUUCGAUUCAAUACUAUGGCCACCAGUGAGGAGUGGCAGUGCAGGAAAUUUGAGAAUGGGCUAAGGAGUGAUCUGAAGGUGUUGAUCUCAAGUUUGUGUAUUCGGUCGUUUCCUGCCAUGGUUGAACGAGCGAAGGUAUUGGAGAAGAAUAUGGCAGAGGCGGAACGGCAGAAGAAGCAGCAACAAGUGAGUAGGGGACCGAUCGUGUCCAGGGGAGGAACUGUUCAGAGGAGACCUCCUUACGCUCGUCCAAACCAGCCUUCUCAUGCGAGCGGAUCGCAAGCAAUGGUUCCUGUCGGACAGUCUGGACAAGGAAACGUUGUUUGCUUCCGGUGUGGAAGGCCACACUAUAGGUCUUCAUGCCCUCAGCUGGUGGGAGGAAAGCACUGCAACCGUUGCGGAAGGAACGGGCACUUGGAUCACGAGUGCAAUAUGAGUGGACGUGCAGUGAUGAGGCCACCCAAUGCUGGAAGGAAUCAGUCAAGAGGAGGACGAGCCCAAGCGAGUGGGCGUGUAUAUGCUAUAACGAGCGCUGAAGCAGCGAGCUCAAGUAAUCUCAUAAUUGGUGAAUGCAUGCUGUUUGGUAGAUCGUGCUGUGCACUUGGUACUUUACUCAGCUACAUCUCAUCCUACGCUGUCCCCCAAACUGGAUCUUCGGAUAUGGAUGCACUUAUUCGCUAG